AUGGCUCCCGUGGGUGCGGCACUUAUAACAGGGGAGGCCGGGCCAGCUCUGCCCCCCGGGGACCCGGAUUCGAAUCCCGGUUUAGCUCAGAGGGAGAAGGCUGUGGCCGCGACCCUGCGGCCUCUGUCCACCUCCCCCUGUUUUGAUAACUGGACAGAUUCAGGACAAGGCACCCCGUCCCACCCGCCCACUCGAGAAGGGGCACCCUCCAUCAUGCCCCUGCCAGCCAGCGGCACGCCCCCGGAGGUCAGUGGGGCCCGGCGGCCAGCGCCCUCCACCCUCUGCAUCUCCCUCCUGAGCUGGAGGAAAACGCUGAGGCAGAGGAUGUGUGGGUCGCCCCUCGCCGUGCGGCAGGCCGUGGGGUCCGCGUCCAGAUCGAGGAGCGAACCUCUUGCUUCUCACCGCGCGCGGAGCAGCCAGACGGUGGGCGUGCCCCGGAUUGCGUCGGGAGCCUUUAGGGUCACUGAACCCCCGGGGAAGCGAGAGGACCACGUGCAGACAUUGCGGUUGGCAGCCAGAGCGCUGACGCAGCAGCGUGCCCACGGCCCCGGCGCUGGAAACAGCAGUCCCCGAGAGACGAGCUCGGGGCAGGGGCAGGGGCAGAGAGGGACAGGAAGGUCUGCUGGGGGCCGGCCACCUCGCUCUCUUGUUGAGGCCUCAAGAGGUGCCACCAGCCAGAGCACCCGGGGUCACCUGCAGCCCUCCCCGCCCUUCCCCCCACAGCCUCUGCACCCGCGUCCAGGCCCCCGAGUUCUCCCCUCGGGCCACUGCAGUCACCGUUCUGCCUGCCUCCCUGCUGUCCGCUUGGGGUAUGGCUUCAUCCUCAUGGUGGCAAGAUGGUUGCUGCACCUCCAGGCCCUGUAUCCCAAGCAGGAAGAAAACUGUGGCAGAUAUCAAAUGACAGGCCAGCACCCUGACUUUGUUGGCUUAGCGCUAUCACGGAGAAUCGCGGUGGAUCCAGUGGCCCGUGUGGAGGUCGGCUCUGUGUGCGUCCUGCACGAUGACCGCGGAGCAGGACGAGAGAGGGUGGAGACCAAGUGGAAGGGCUUCCCAGGGGACAAACCCAGAGGGAUACUCCAGGGGCUCCGAUUCGAGCAGAAGCGGCUCUUGGGCGAAAGGGACCUCGAAGUGCGCUGGCUCCACCCUCGACGCCACCCACACAGGCCCCGCCCACCGCUGGCCCGUGCGCUGGAGGACGGGGUGGGGGGCCGUGAGAAGGUGCAGGGUGUUUGGAAGGCGCUGCGGAGGGGCCCGCACCUGCACCCGCAGAGCGUGCUUGGACUCGCCCGCGGCCCGCCGGGUUCGUCAGAGCUGGGGGGUCCGCUGGGCCCCGGCACAACGCCCCGGAGCUCGGAAGGAGGGGACGGGGAAGAGGGCCGCUCUGCCGACGCCUGUGUGAUCGCUGAAUCAUAA
Molecule: messenger RNA, 1413 nt
Organism: Rangifer tarandus platyrhynchus (Svalbard reindeer)
Lineage: Eukaryota; Metazoa; Chordata; Mammalia; Artiodactyla; Cervidae
Source: the annotation of a GenBank genome assembly